Molecule: messenger RNA, 751 nt
Organism: Seminavis robusta
Lineage: Eukaryota; Bacillariophyta; Bacillariophyceae; Naviculales; Naviculaceae
Source: the annotation of a GenBank genome assembly
CAUUCAACAUGACACCAUGAGACUGAACUAUGAAACUUGUAUUGUUGGAUCCAAGUGUGUGCUUGUGCCCUAUCGUCCUUGUCACGUGGAGAGGUAUCAUGAGUGGAUGAAGCAUCCCUAUUUGCUAGAAAUGACGGGCUCCGAGCCUUUGUCACUUCAGGAAGAAAUUGACAUGCAAAUAUCUUGGCGAGACGAUGACCAAAAGUGUACCUUUAUUGUCCUGGCCAGGGAGAAAUGUAACUUUCUGGACUCCGGCGACUUGACCCUGGAAGAUGCUAAUUUUCCCCAACGAAACCUAGAGGCAAUGGUGGGCGAUGUGAAUCUCUUCUUUUCAGAAGAAGAAGACGAGGAGGAGGAGGUUGAAGAUACAAUAUCACCCCCAAAAGAGAAACCAACCCAACAAUUACAGGCUGAACUAGAUAUUAUGAUUGCAGAGGAAGAUUGCAGAGGUCAGGGGCUGGGGAAAGAAGCAAGCUGUCUCAUGAUGCUGUACGGGACCAAGGCCAAAACUAUACGUAGAUUCUUUUGCAAAAUCAAAGAAAACAAUCAACCUUCCUUAUCCCUCUUUCAAAAGAAGCUAGGAUUUCAACAAUGCGCCUAUGCUGCCUGCUUUCAGGAAUUCGAACUGGAACGCAGGGAGAAUUCGUCUGACGAGACGAGAGAGGGUAUACAAGCUAUGCUAGGCGAUGCCUUUCAAUGGACUACAUUCAAAUGCCCAAUAAAAAUAGAGGAGAGCAAGACAGUAGACUAA